AUACCGGGUAAAACCUUACACUUUCGACAUCCCCACAAUAAUAGCAUCUCAUUAUAAAGAACAAUCUAGACUCAUGCUGAGCGUUUCUCUUCAAAAUCGAUUACUUUUGAGUUGAAGUCUUCUUUUCGUGAAACAUAAAUACUUUUUGCUACAAUAAACUUUCUGAAGUUAACUUUUUUCUUGCUCUUAACCUCACGUGGUAUAAUGGAAACGUAAGAAAAAAAAUGCUUCUGUAUAUUAAGCACUUUUAACUAUUUUCUUUGAUGUUCACAUUACAGAAUUUUCAUUCGGAUCAUUUAAAGUUAUUCAAUUGACGCGUUGAACUUCCUAUAAAGAUUAACAGUUGAAUAUAUUUUAUUAUUAUCAUGACAUUAAACCCAAAGAAAAGUAGACAGGCCUAGACAGGCAGGCAGGCCAAAUAUGUGUAGGCCUGUCACAGGCAGGUCAGGUCUUGAAAAAGUGGACCUGCUUGGACCUCUGUUAUCUACUACAAGAAAUAUAUAAUUAUUUUACUUCAAGUAUUAAACGUCACUAUGUACUUCGACAAGAGCUGGAAUCUUCCGAAUUUGGUUUAUUGGGGAAAAGUCUUGCAGCCACACGAUAGGUAAGUGAUAGCUAGUUUUAUUUAAGUCUUAUAAUCAAGUCUUCUGUUGUAGACUGCAAAUAUUGAAUCGUUAUAUGCUGUGGAUGUUCUUGAUAUGAACAGAUUGUUGAAAGUUUAUUGAUAAUUAGUGAACAAGUAACUGAUAAAGAUGUUGUACAUCAAGCCAAAUCUCUAGAAGAGAAAUUAUUAUCAUUUGAAAUCAUGUUAUGGUUGUUUUUUAUGGUUAAUGUAACACGUGUAACUCAUGCACUAACUUCUCACUUACAAGAAAAGCGAGUUGAUAUUAUAGUUGCAAUUGAUAUAAUUUCAACUACUUUGAAACUUAUUCAGAAUAUGAGAAAUGAUGAUGCCACUAUGAUUAAUAUGAUUCAACAAACUGUUCAAAGUGCUGAGACUUUUGAUAUAGAUGUUGAUAUCGAAUUUCAGAGACCUCAUAAACCUCGGCAAAAGUCUCGACAUAUUAAUGACAAUCCACAUACUAGUGUUACAUUAACAAGGUAA
Messenger RNA from Rotaria sp. Silwood2, 1105 nucleotides. Lineage: Eukaryota; Metazoa; Rotifera; Eurotatoria; Philodinida; Philodinidae. The record is from the annotation of a GenBank genome assembly.